UUCUACGCCAUUACGGGUGCGAUUUUCAUCCAACCCUUCUUCUUUAGCAGUCUUCACAACCUUCCCACUGCCACCCAAAAGCCAAUUUGGGCAAGAUUAUUAAAAGAACCCACUGGCCGUGAUCUUGCAAGAUUUCACGAACAGGCUUCCACCAGUCAGCUCAUCCGAUACUUUGGCGUCCUGAACUCCGAGCGAGUGCUUCUCAUGGACCCGAAAGACAUCAAACAAGUCAUGGAUGCAGAGGCUUACGAGUUCGGUCGUUCAUACCUCAUUCGCCGCCUCUUAUCUCCAGCCCUAGGCAAAACAAGUUUGGUGGUGACCGAUGGGCCAGACCACAUGCGUUGCAGAAAGAUUGUGGACGCAGACUUCUAUACUCAACAUGAGAACGCUCGCUUACUUGUGGAGGAUGUUACAACCAGCAGUACUGACCGCGAUGGGCAACCGUUGGGCCCAGACAAUGCUAUCGAGGUUCUCAAGUGGCUCGAGAGAGCUACUUUUCGGAUCAACAUUCUUGAUACUGCGAUUAAGUCGGAGGACCUCAGUGAUGAAGAGAUCUUGGAUUUGUGUACGACCUUCCUGGCCACAGGUUACAGAACAGUCUCUGUCGCACUUGCGUGGGCCAUCUACCAUCUCUCGACUAGACCUGGUGUGCAAGCCUUGUUACGUACAGAAGUCCGCGCCAACUUCCCUGCGCCAGAUCAAAGUGGUGCACUACCGUUGGCAUCCGACCUGUUGCAGAAGAUGCCGGUUCUAGCAGCUGUCUGUGAUGAAACUCUGCGGUUCUCUCCUUUGGCUGCACUCACAUACAGAGAAGUGCGGACCGACACGCUACUUUCUGGAUCUAAUCAGAUCAUUCCAGAAGGCACAAUACUUGCAAUCUCGCCUUGGGCCAUCCACAGAUCACCAAUCUACUGGCGAAGUGGAGAUCCAACAAGCGAACCCUCGACUGCUUCUCGCACAGCAAUACCCAGUCCCUCUACUUGGGACAUGACGCGUUGGUUAUCAGACAAGAAAGGAGGAGCGAGGAUGCAGUGUUCGUUUAUGCCCUUCGGACGAGGACCACGAUGCUGUAUCGCGGAGGCCUUUGCUCGAGAUGAGAUGAUGAUUCUGCUUGCCGCGCUCGUAGGCAUAUUCGAUUUAUCCUUUCACUCCAGCGGUCGCGACCAUGACCCAAGACCUGAAGAGCUGAGAGUUUCGUUCGGUGUGGUAACCGAGCCUGUGAUGCUGAUAGUACGGGCGCAGCCAGUGUUCGGAUGG
Aureobasidium musti is the source of this 1257-nucleotide messenger RNA. The record is from the annotation of a GenBank genome assembly. Lineage: Eukaryota; Fungi; Ascomycota; Dothideomycetes; Dothideales; Saccotheciaceae.